AUGACUGGCCGAGCAGUAUCUCCUCGCGACCAGACUCUGCUUUCACCCGGCCAAUUGGCAGCUGGCUCUGAGACCAACCAGGUCUCUCAGGCUUUCACCUCUUCAGGUUCAAUGCAGUACAUGCGAAGCUCUUCAGGAGAUAAGAUCCAGUCGACCGUCCAAUCACUACCUUCAUCCUCCUCAUACCAGCAACAUACCCAGAAGAAGAAGUCGUUACGCUGGCCACUCUGCCCCUCUGCGGCCCAUUCGUCUGCCAAGAAUCGAACUCAAACUGCCCCUGGGUCGUUUGAACUUAUUUCCUCCGAAGUGGUUGACCGCCUCAUUCUGGUGGCUCGGAUGAUCGCGGCUGAAACGUGUCGAAUGCGUCGUCAUCAGAUGCUUCCAGCCGGCCCCAACUUAGCCCCACCACGCCACGGGCCGUAUCAGUUAUCUUUGGCCUGCCCACCUGAAACCUCAACUGCUACUGGCGAGGCUUGUACACGCCAAUGCAUGCUAGAGACUCAGGGUAUCGAGUUUUCAUCUGCCCAAGACAACGUUGAUAUGAGAGUUUUAAAUAGCCCAGUCUCCCCUCUAACAUGUUCCCUCGGCCUAGGACUCGACUCUGCGGCAGCCAACAAGAAAGCACAAAAUGCAAUUGAAGCUCCAAGUGAAGAUGCAGGCAAGCCUAGAAUGGCCGAUGGGACAGAGUCGGGGGAUGAUUCCUCGUCAGAUCCUCUCGACAGCCUUGCUCUUCGGAUUACUAUUGCCGGGCUACAUACGCGACAGGUUAAGUUGCGCCAUAUGCGUCGAAAGAUUCGCUGUCUCGAAGACAAGGUAAUGUAA
This is a messenger RNA of Protopolystoma xenopodis, 822 nucleotides long. Lineage: Eukaryota; Metazoa; Platyhelminthes; Monogenea; Polystomatidea; Polystomatidae. The record is from the annotation of a GenBank genome assembly.